AUGGAUCUCUCUCCUCUAAAUGCUUCCUUUAGCGCUCCUGGCAUCGUUGCUUCCCGGGCAGUCGAUCCAGACAAGGCCAUUCGCGUUCCGCGCUUUUUUUCUUAUCCCAAACAAGUCUUGUAUCUGGUUGCUAGCUUCAUAGCCCUCGUCUCGCUUUCCCACUUCAUCUCUUUGGCCUAUCGGUAUGCCAUUAGGAACAGGGUGUACUCGAGUCCUCGGCGGCCUUCUCCCUUUCGUCGUUUCCCAAUAGCUGUCAUUGAUUCUUUGAGGGCGAUUGCAUUUCGAUGGACAGUUCCGAUCGGUGCUUCGUACACUCUCAAUCUGGCUGAGGUAGGGAUGACCCUGGGAUACACUGGAGUACUUUUGUCGUGGACGUUUGUGAAUACGACAACAACUUUGGGUGUCAAAGUCGAACCACACUACUACGCCAAUAGGGCGGCUACUAUAGCCGCGUCUCAGCUUCCGAUCAUGACCGCCCUUGGAAUGCGGAACAAUAUCAUUUCUUGGCUGACCGGUAUAAGUUUCGACAAGUUGAAUUAUUUGCAUCGCCUUUCCGCUAGAGUUAUAUGCAUCUUGGUGUGGAUACAUGCAGGAGGGAGAAUCACAAUUGGCCUUCUGGAUGAUGAAGCGAUUGUAAACCGCUGGGUACAAUGUGGAGUCCUAGCUGGGACUACUCUCACCUUAUUGUGCAUUCUCACGCUCCGCCCAGUUCGCGAAAGGAAUUAUGAGCUCUUUCUCAUUAUCCACUUCAUUUUUGUAUUUAUGUUCCUCCUCGCUAUCUAUUUUCAUCUCACAGGUCGAGUUUUGACCUACUACGGAGCAUGGCCAUCGAUGAUUAUCUGGGGUCUGGACCGCUUCCUGCGUCUUGUCAACCUUACGGUAUUCAAUUUUGGAUAUCUCAAUCCAUGGUCCAAAACAUCCAGAGAUUUGGACGCGUCUGUUGAAGUUCUCUCGCCCCGCUUCUUAAAAGUGACAGUCUACCGUUCAAAACAUUUCCACUGGCGCCCAGGGCAAAGCGCAUAUUUGACGUUCCCGUCGAUUUCUACUUUUCCAUUCCAGUCUCAUCCAUUCACGAUAUCAACGAUUGAAAGUGACGCAUCCGUGCCUCACCAAAAAUUGACAUUCUUUAUACGUGUUCGUGCUGGGUUCACAAAAACUCUGAUGCAAACAGCUUCGUCAGACUCGACGUAUAAAGUGUUUAUCAACGGGCCUUAUAGUUCCCCUCCUCUACUUAUGGGAUUUCAAAGCGUGAUUCUGAUUGCAGGUGGCUCUGGUAUCGCGUUUACACUUCCUCUUCUGUUGGACGUGCUCAGCCGAGCUAAGCGCAAUCAACAUGUGUGCCAAAAGGUGACAUUCAUAUGGGCGAUACGAGACACAGACCAGCUUAAGUGGAUUGAGGAAGAACUCCUAUCAUCAUUAGAGGACUUACCCGAGUCUAUAUCGAUUUCUUUGCAAUUCUUUAUCACUAGCGUCCUCGAAAACCCACAACAACAAAGCUGGCAGGCUGAAUCAACAUCAGAUGUAAAUGACCACCAUGUCGUUGAGGUUAAAACACCCUCCAGCUCUAGUUCACACUCUGGUUCAAAGAUAUUAGAUUUGUCCUGUUCCAAGCUAGAGCAUGGCCGGCCUGACCUUACCACCAUAAUUAAGGAUGAGAUUGCCAUUGGAACCGGACCAAUAUCUAUAAACGUCUGCGGCACAGACACCUUGUCGGAUACUGUUAGGAAGGCUAUUAGAAACCCAAGGCCCGCAGAUAUUCUCCGUGGGGGACCAAGUGUUACGCUCCAUGUUGAAGCUUUUGGAGGAUCACAGUGA
Molecule: messenger RNA, 1815 nt
Organism: Psilocybe cubensis
Lineage: Eukaryota; Fungi; Basidiomycota; Agaricomycetes; Agaricales; Agrocybaceae
Exons: 13
Coding region: 1-1815 (604 amino acids)
Biological process (GO): copper ion import; intracellular iron ion homeostasis; iron ion transport
Cellular component (GO): plasma membrane
Molecular function (GO): ferric-chelate reductase activity
Source: RefSeq, a predicted model, not a curated record